AACCCUCGACAUUUCCCGGAAGAAUGCAGAGAGAGAGAGAGAGAGCCGCCAAACCACACAGACACACAAGGGGCGGGGAGUGAAAUCGCAUUACCGACUGGAUUCAGAGACAGGGAGCAGGGCACAGGUAUCAGGCGAGAGAGAGAGGAGGAGAAUAUAACCCUUCUCCAAACCUUUGCUAGUUUGCAAAAGUGAGUGUCCCAGAUCUCCAAAGGGGAUGGUGGGGAAUUCCCAGUGGCUGAACUGACAUCUCUCUCUCUCUCUCUCUCCCCCCACCAGUUUUAUCUGGGUGUUUUUAUACUUGUGGACAGAGCAUUUUGGGUCAUUCCACCUUCAAACCUCCCCCCUCACCCCGAGGUUUCCGAGCUGGGAGCGAAUGCAACCCGGAUCCCGAGCGGGCAGUGUUGCAACUGAAACUGACAAGGUCAAUCCCAGCGACGGGAGUGGGCGAAAUCGACGGGGGAGGUCGCCAAACGGGGAAGGAGAAUCAAGAAGAGGGUCUCUUGCAACAUUGUAUCAGAAAUCGACACUGGAAAUUGGCAACAUUGUAUCUGAAAUCGACAUGAGACCCUUGCAACAUUGUAUCUGAAAUCGACACUGGAAAUUGGCAACAUUGUAUCUGAAAUCGACACUGGAAAUUGGCAACAUUGUAUCUGAAAUCGACACUUGAAAUUGGCAACAUUGUAUCUUCCAUCUGCAACAUUUGAAAUUGACAGGAUACCACCACCACCAGGGUGGAAUUGAGCAGAAAUUCCCUAACCUUGGAGGUUGAAAUUGACAAGGAAUCCACCCACGCCUCACCGACCCUCCUUCCUCCCUUCUCCUUGUGGUUCCACACCCCUUUCCCUUGGACAUGUUUUUAGGUGUUUUUGCCUGCAUUGUGUUAGAUCCGCCGCCCAGACACUGAGAUCAGCCGAAUUCAAUCCACCUCGUCCUUUCUUUUGGACUGCAAGAGAUACUUGCCAUCUUCCUGGUUUUGUUUCCAUCAAAUCCACACACACAAAAAAAACAUGGAGGACAGCACAGAAGAUGACAGCUGCACAGUCAAACAUGAACUUAAAAAUGCAAACCUGACAGGACACCCGGAAAAAGUGGGAAUGGAAAACUUCGAGCUCCUGAAGGUCCUAGGGACAGGAGCCUACGGGAAGGUCUUCUUGGUGCGGAAGGUGAGUGGGCACGAUGUGGGCAAGCUGUUUGCGAUGAAGGUGCUGAAGAAAGCCUCCAUCAUCCAGAAAGCCAAGACCAUGGAGCACACCAAAACCGAGAGGCAGGUCCUGGAGCAGAUCCGACAGAGCCCCUUCCUGGUCACGCUGCACUACGCCUUCCAAACCGACACCAAGCUCCACCUCAUCCUCGACUAUGUAAGUGGUGGAGAGCUGUUCACCCACUUGUACCAGCGAGACCACUUCAGCGAAGCAGACGUACGGAUCUACAUCGGUGAAAUUGUUCUUGCCCUCGAGCAUUUGCACAAGUUAGGGAUCGUGUACAGAGAUGUCAAGUUGGAGAACAUUCUACUGGACAGUGAGGGACACGUGGUCCUUACCGACUUCGGGCUGAGCAAAGAGUUUCUCACAGACGAGAAGGAGCGGACCUACUCGUUCUGUGGCACCAUCGAGUACAUGGCCCCAGAGAUCAUCCAGGGCAGUAAAUCCGGACACGGGAUGUCAGUUGAUUGGUGGAGCCUGGGGAUCCUAAUGUUUGAGUUGCUGACUGGGGCGUCUCCGUUCACCCUGGAGGGCGAGAAGAACUCCCAGGGGGAGGUGUCCAGGCGUAUCUUACAGGCUGAUCCCCCCAUCCCCUCGGAGAUCAGUCCUGCUGGUCGGGAUCUCAUUCAGAAACUCCUCGUCAAAGACCCGAAGAAGAGGCUGGGUUCGGGAGCCAAGGGGGUGUCCGAGAUUAAACGUCACCCCUUCUUCCGGGGUAUCAACUGGGAGGAUCUGGUAACCAAGCGGAUCCCAGCGCCCUUCAAGCCAGUGAUCCGGAGCGAGAUGGACGUCGGGAAUUUUGCCGAGGAGUUCACCGAGAUGGACCCCACCUACUCCCCAGCCAGCCUCCCCCACAGCGGGGACAGGGUCUUCAAGGGCUACUCCUUCAUUGCUCCAUCCGUGCUCUUUGCGCACAACGCUGUUACCUCUGGGGACCUGGAUCUUGAGCUGAGUGAGGUGGGAGGCUGCCCAGACAGUAUGGCAGUCGCGCGGAGUGCCAUGAUGAAGGACUCAGCGUUCUUCCAGCAUUAUGAGCUGGACAUGAAGGAGCCUCCCCUGGGAACGGGCAGCUUCUCCAUCUGCAGGAAAUGCCAAAACAAAGUCAACGGCCAGGAAUACGCAGUGAAAAUCCUGAGCAACAGGAUGGAGAGUCACAUCCAGCGGGAAGUGGGCGCGCUAAGGCUGUGCGAGGGUCACCCGAACAUUGUCAAACUUCACGAGGUCUUCCAGGACCAGUUGCACACCUACCUGGUAAUGGAGCUCCUGCGUGGGGGGGAGCUCCUCGAUCGGAUCCGAAAGCAGAAACAUUUCAGCGAGCUGGAGGCAAGUCAGAUCAUGAGGAGCCUGGUGUCUGGAGUCAGCCACAUGCACGACACCGGGGUGGUGCACCGCGACCUGAAACCAGAGAACCUACUGUUUGCUGAUGACAGAGAGGGUGCGCCCAUCAAGAUCAUCGACUUUGGCUUCGCCCGCAUCAAACUCCCCAACAGCCAACCCCUCCAGACCCCCUGCUUCACCCUGGAGUACGCUGCCCCAGAACUACUCCAGGAUCAGGGCUACGACCAGUCCUGUGACCUCUGGAGCUUGGGGGUCAUCCUGUACACCAUGCUCUCGGGACACGUCCCAUUCCAAAGUUCAACAAAAGGCAUGUCAUCCUCGAACGCAGCGGAGAUCGUCCGCAAGAUCAAAGGCGGAGAUUUCACCUUCAGCGGGGGCGCCUGGAAAAAUGUCUCCGAGGGAGCCAAGGAUAUCGUUCAAGGUUUACUCACUGUCGACCCUUCGAAGAGGUUGAAGAUGUCGGAUUUACGUCACAAAGACUGGGUGCAGAAUGGGAGCCAGCUGUCCUCUGCCUCUCUGAUGACCCCUGACGUGCUGGAUUCUGCAGGAACCACGGUCAAUACCUAUUUCAAGGCAACAUUCAUG
Molecule: messenger RNA, 3128 nt
Organism: Hemiscyllium ocellatum (epaulette shark)
Lineage: Eukaryota; Metazoa; Chordata; Chondrichthyes; Orectolobiformes; Hemiscylliidae
Product: ribosomal protein S6 kinase alpha-5-like
Exons: 16
Biological process (GO): protein phosphorylation; intracellular signal transduction; regulation of DNA-templated transcription
Molecular function (GO): ATP binding; magnesium ion binding; protein serine/threonine kinase activity
Source: RefSeq, a predicted model, not a curated record